Messenger RNA from Linum tenue, 1466 nucleotides. The record is from the annotation of a GenBank genome assembly. NCBI's taxonomy places the organism in Eukaryota, Viridiplantae, Streptophyta, Magnoliopsida, Malpighiales, Linaceae.
CAUGGCCAGACUAGGGAAGGAAACACCGUGAUGAUGUUGUUUGUUUGCUAGUUUUUUUUUAAGAGAAAGGAAAAACAGAGGAGAAGAGGAAAUGACGGAUCAUGAGAUAUCUCAAGCCUUGCACUCUCUCCUCCACUCUUCCUCAUCUCAAUCAUCUCGCCUUGAUUCCCCGUCACCUCCAUUUACCUCCCUCUCCUCCAUAGUCGGCGACCUCGAGCUCAAGCUUGGUAUCGGUCUAGCCCACAAAACAGACUUCAUUCGCGCUCAAAUCCAACAAUAUCUUCUUUUCCAACCUCCACCUCCACCUCCACCGCCUCAUCUUCAAUCGCAACAAUAUCAACCACCGCUCUACCUCCAACACCAGAACCAGCCUCAUUCAUAUCAGUACCACCUUCAUCAACAGCACCAACCAUUUCAACACCAACACCCGCAGAUACAUACACACCAACCAUUAUCGUUGAUUCAGCCUAAAGAACAUUAUGCCUUCCAGCAAACUCCCCAUUUUCAUUCGGAUAUUGCUUCCCCAAAUCUGUUCUCCUCUUCUUUUCCUGGAGGCUUGUCCUUCCACUCCAUCCCUGCUCAUUCGGUCAAGCCCGAUAACACCACCACCACCAUCGACCCUUCCAAGGCGAGUGGGUCGAGUAAAGCAAAAAGGAGAGGCGGGGCCGGAGGUCUGAACAAGCUCUGUGGCGUUUCACCGGAGCUUGAGGCUGUUGUUGGCCACCCAGCUCUUCCGAGAACAGAGAUUGUGAAGCAGUUGUGGGCAUACAUCAGGAAGAACAACCUCCAGGAUCCGAGCAAUAAGAGGAAAAUAAUUUGCGACGACGCUCUGCGUGUGGUGUUUGAGACGGACUGUACUGACAUGUUCAAGAUGAACAAGUUGUUGUCUAAGCACAUCACACAUCUCGACCCUAAUAAGGAGCCCAGUUCUAAGAAACAGAAGGUGGCCAGCGAAGAGAAAAAGUCUUCUUGUGUGACACAAAUCACUGUGUCUGCAGCUCAAUUGUCUUCUCCCUCUCCAGCUCCAUCGCUAGCUGCUUCUCCAGCUCAAGGUCCAACUCCUCAUUUUGUCGGGAUAUCAGAAGAGUUGGCCAACUUCUUUGGUGUUGAGGUGAGGGAGAUGCCCCAAUCCAAAGUUUUGAAUCGCGUGUUAGAAUACAUCAAUUCCAACAAUCUAAAGGACCCCGUUAAUCCCGGAGUGAUAGUAUGUGACAUGAAGCUUCAAGAGCUCUUUGGCUGUCAUAGUUUCCCAGUUGAGAAGAUCAUGGACAUCCUAUCCUGCCAACACACAUUUAGGAUUUGAGUUUCUGCAAAUGAUGGGUUGCUUGUUGCCAAAGUAAAGGGUUGGUCGUAUAAAUAGUAAUGAUUGAAUAGUAUUUCUCCUCCCUCUUUUGUUUCUUACUUGCUUAACAAUGUUGACUGAUUGCUAACCUUUUUGUGGAUAUAGUUGGUUGUUUAUUCAUCCC